AUGAUGGAGAGGGGAACCAAAAGGCCAGCAGCGGACAUGGAACCGCUGGCCACCGACAACACCGAGAUGCCCGCAGCGGCUACUUUGGAUCAGGUCAGUGAUGUUCGCCUGGAGUUCGGCGAAUCCUCAGAGCAUUCCAUGCCGGCCAACUCCAUUCUUCUGCGCUUGGCUUCGCCUGUGUUCAACCGCAUGCUUCAGAGUGGUAUGAAGGAGGCACAGCAAAGCGUCAUCAAGGUGGAAUUGGCCAGCAAGGAGGAGUUCGAGAUCUUCUAUGGCCUGCUGGCGCCGACGGCAUGGAGCGCCGGUGCUGUGACAAAGGAGAAUGUGGAUUCGCUUCUUGCCAUCAGUGACUACUAUCAGGUUGCCACUAUCAAGCGUGCCUGCGAAACGCUCCUUCUUUCGCUUCCGCCCACCGGCACCCGCCUCCUGCAAGCUCAAAAACACGGCCUGAAAGCACAAUACGAAAGGUGCAUCCUUGACUUAGCCAAGAAGGGUGCCAGGGAGGACUUGCAGCUCCUCAUCAAAUCCGAACCUGACAUCCUCCUCGAGGUGGCCGUGAAGCAGCAAGAGCUUCGGAAACCUCUGGUGGCAUUGAAAGAUGAGAUUCUCAGAUGCAAGUCCUUCCUCCCCGAUUCCUAUGUCUCCCCGAUGAUUGCGACCGCAGGGCGUAAAAUGAGCGAGCCUGAAGCCAGCAAAAUCGCUCGAGUCUUGACGGGACUGGAGCCGUUCAGACAGAUCCUCGAACGGGUGCUCAAUGAGUUGCAGUGA
Symbiodinium necroappetens is the source of this 768-nucleotide messenger RNA. NCBI's taxonomy places the organism in Eukaryota, Dinophyceae, Suessiales, Symbiodiniaceae. The record is from the annotation of a GenBank genome assembly.